GGACGACACCAUCUGACUUCCCCCUUAAGCCUAGGCAAACCUGUCUGGGAGGUGUGGGAAUGAGAAAGUGAUCUUCCUUACAUUACCCUCUCUCACAAGCAAGGGACCCCUGAGCCUUUUGUCUCGCUGCUCACGUCUUCCCGAUUCCGUUCAUAAUGCCCUGUGGAUCCAACGACGGCCGCUGGGGAGGCCAUCGAUGUUUACGCUGUCGCAUGGUGCAUGUAAAAUGCGAUGGCCGCCGACCAUGUCGACGCUGCGCCCAACGAGGCUAUAUCUGUUGUUCUCCGGAAAAGCCUGCUAAUGUAGUUUUCGUCUCUUGUCCUGCACGAUCAACAGUUGUUCCACCACAAGUAUUCUUACCUACAGAUCCGUGCAUGUUUAGCAACGUAUUCUUCAAUGCUAUACGUUGUUCUCUGUCACCACUGGUAUCUGUUUUUUCGUUCGACUCUAUCGGCGCCAUACUUGAUGAAAGCAAGCUAGUCCAGGAUGUGGUAUUCCUAGUCGGGAAGACAUAUCUGCUGCAUAUGUCCCAUCGAAGAACAUAUGAUCUACGAGAGUCGCUGCAUCGUCUCCAGCACCAAGCGCUUAAUGAGCUUAACAUGCCAGACACUAAAGUCAUGACGGCGGGUCUUGUAUCGUCUUGUCUCUUAAGCCUCGUCGAGCUAAUCUUGGAUGGGAGCGCCAAGGGCUGGCGAUCGCUUACUGGCAAGAUAGAAAGAUUGAUCUCAAUGUACACUGAUACUACGCAGACGCUGCCACAUCUAGGAAGGUCGUUUUAUUGGUUCGCACGGAUUAGUAUUGCUGCCAGGGCCGUCUGUUUUGGUGAGAGCCUAUCUAUGCCACCGUCAGCUCUGACUUGUGCGAGGUCAGACAUGCCUUCUGGGAAUCCUUUGCCCUCCGGUGUAGAGGAGAAUAUAGCACUACUGGCCAUGCACCUUGAAUCAUGGGCUCAGUUACAAAGCCGGGUAAUAUGCUGGAUCAAGGACAGUGAAGAGCUGUAUUUAAAGGAAAAUCGCACUGAGACGGAUAUAAACAGUCGCCCCCUAUUUCGGAAAGAAUACAGCAAUCUGCCGUUCGACCAUAUUAUGCGCGGUAUGGAAAUUGUCUGUUGUGCUUCUCAACUCCAACGUGCCAUUAUCGCCACUGUUCUUUCAUGUACCGAUUCUCCGUUGUCUUCCGUUGAGCCAUCAAUACUAUCUUUGCUUCCAUAUUACCAAUGGUCACUUGCUGGCUUAUCACGACAAUUUGUCCAUCCGGCCUGGACCUCCCUCGGCUGUUGUCUUCCUAUGAUGCCUGAAGAUCUUAUAUACCAACAAGCAAUGCAGGCAUUUGCAUAUGCUGAAGGAAGCUUGCACAAUAGCGCGGAUUUUGAAGGUCUUUUAUAUGUCCCUAUAAUGAAUAUUGUUGGUCUUGAGAUGAAAACAGCACAAGAAAGAACUCGGGCUCUUGACUUCCUGACAAGCCUGAAGACAAAAGGCUUUGCUGUGGCAGGUAAGGUCGAGCAAGAUCUGAAGAAAGCGUGGAUAGGGCAGGCAUAGAAGGUCAUGGGUAGUGAGGCAUCUGUGGACUGUCGGACUAUGUGGCGACCCCGAAUGUGGAGUGUAUUUUUAUGGGACGCAUCAGAUACAUUGUAUUCUAGCUCGCUGGGCCAUGUUAAAUAAACAUAUGCUUCGGAUAACUCUAAACUAGUCACUUCCUAUUUGUUGAUACAAUACCGAGCCUUAAGCAUUGCCGUCGGGAGUUUGGCCACCAAUCAUGACCUUGUCACACCUGGCAGUUGGCAGGCCCUUCCGCCUCGUAUUUACCCGAUUUGGAGAUGACUCGGCCAAGACCCUGAUGAACUUCUGCCUGGAAUGGCCCAAAGGGAAUCCUCUCUCCAUCGAUGCUGAUACAACCAUCGUGCUGGUUCCGGGGCAUGACUCUGUACGCUGAAAUUUU
Messenger RNA from Aspergillus welwitschiae, 1938 nucleotides. Its product is annotated as Zn(II)2Cys6 transcription factor domain-containing protein. Gene Ontology annotation, molecular function: DNA-binding transcription factor activity, RNA polymerase II-specific; zinc ion binding. NCBI's taxonomy places the organism in Eukaryota, Fungi, Ascomycota, Eurotiomycetes, Eurotiales, Aspergillaceae. The transcript is spliced from 4 exons. Bases 156 to 1538 code for a protein of 460 amino acids. Gene Ontology annotation, biological process: regulation of DNA-templated transcription. The record is from RefSeq and is a predicted model, not a curated record.